ACUGUUCUGUUCGAAUUCGAAUAGACGAAAACAAAACGGUUGGCGGUCAGUUUGAUUUGACUAUUUGGCGGAUACGGUACGACUUUGACUUUAAUAAUAAUUGUGGGUCGCGAUCAUCACACAUUUUGAGUUUUUUGGUUUAAUAAUUUUAUGUCUAAGCAUUGAAUGACCUUGAACGGUUACCAAAAAAAAGAAGAAAAAAUGUUAAGAAUAAUAUUGUGUUGGUCAGUGGUGGUAGUGUUAAAUGGACUACUCGUGCCACAACACAUCGAAGCUCUGCCAGCCACCCCAAGUACCAGUCAGGAGUCAACACACAUUGUUAGCUAUGUGCAUCAACGUAAAUUGGCCAAAUCCCAAAAGCCGGGGGAUCAUAAUGAAUUCUCCAGCUUUGAUUUUGAAAAUUUCAAUUCCAAUCUAACUGCGGAGAAUCCUGAAAUGCGUGGAGCCCUACAGCAACUCUUUGGUAGAUUUGUACAAAAUUUAGAGACAAAUUUAGACAACUUGGGAAGACCGCCAGCGGAAAAGAUGGCAACGGUGGCUAAAAAUGCCGCUCUUCAGGAGGAAACACGUGUGGAAGACAAUGAUAUUUUCCAAAACCCCGACACAGAUGAUCUCUUCGAGUUGCAGGCCAAUACCCUGGACGCCGUUAUGCCGACCAAUGAACAACAUGAGUCUCAAAUAAAUGAGACCAUGUGGCAGCGUUCAAAACAAAGUAUACCGGUCUUGGAAUCGGUACGCCAUUUGGUAAACAGCGUACGAGAUGGAGCCCUUAAUGACACGGAACACGUUAAGCCCGAACGCCAUCACUUGUUGUCUAUGCAUGGCCAAAUGAUGGAAAAUGAAACUUCACCGGCCAUUGAAACGGAAGAGGAACGUGAAAUGAUAAAUGAAAGUACCGAUUUGAAAUUCUUGGAGGUAAUUGGGUCGAUUGGAAGUCGCGUUUGGGGUUUCUUUAAGAAUCUGAAACAAGUAUUUGCUGCCAGCAGUGGUAGUGCAAGUGCUGCUCUGUCUGCACAAAGUUCGUCGAGUAGUUCUUAGUGGCAUUUGGUGGAGGUGGCUUCAACGAUUUUGAUAUUCAAUAAAUUGUUAAUAUUAUGUUUUUUUAUUGUAGUUUUACCAAUCUGUGAUUAACCUUGUUGUAAAAUAAAUCGAAAUUUUUAAUUGAA
Musca domestica (house fly) is the source of this 1166-nucleotide messenger RNA. RefSeq lists its product as uncharacterized. The coding region runs from base 166 to 1038 and encodes 290 amino acids. The record is from RefSeq and is a predicted model, not a curated record. Lineage: Eukaryota; Metazoa; Arthropoda; Insecta; Diptera; Muscidae. The transcript has 2 exons.